GAUGCACAGUGCAGGCGUACAAUCCUGAGCAGCUUACGACACUCAGUGAACACUGGGUGCCUCUGCAUGCUCUAGCAACACACUGCUCAGCUGAAGGGAAGGGAUUCUUGCUGUCUCUCUCUGCUCUAAGCAUCACCUCACAAGCAAAGCGAACAAAGAAUGGGAAAUAAAGCUGCCCUUAGCCGGUCAGUGAAUGAAUGGUAAUUUCUCUAUUGGAGUAAAGGUUGUGCCGGUCACUGGUCGUUGCAAAUGAUGGACAUUAAACAGAUUGACAAAUCCUGUGGAGUCGUUAGUAAAGAGUUUGGAGUUUUUUUCACGCCACAGUGUUAACUGCAGAGGAAAGGACAGAGGGAGAAGGAGAAGAUCAAGCUCAUGCACAUAGUUCUGAAACUUGCAGGUCCUAGGAGUCAGCUAAAAAGCUAGCUGGACAAGCCUUUCGCUCUUUGAGCAGAAGCGAAGUGAGACAUUGUGAGCUUGCCAGCCUUGCACAACAUUGAAAGGGACUGAAUUUGUAGCACAGAGGGGUCUUUUUUAGCUCUGCAUAUAAUUAGUCCAAACACAAAGGAAGCAACUGAAUGGAGGUUGUCACUCUCUGGAAAAGGAAUUUGAAAAGAUUCAAUGGACAUUCUCAAGCAAAUUUGGAAAUAUUCUUGCUAAUGGAUUUCCUUCUUAUUGGUCUCUGUUUAAACUGGCUGCUGAGGAAGCCCCCGGGGUUGAUAUUGUGUACGCUGGGUAUCUUUUCUAAAAUGCUUCCAGCCGUGAAUAGUGGGUGUCCACAGCUCUGUCGGUGUGAGGGCAGGCUUUUGUACUGUGAAUCACUGAAUCUUACAGAGAUGCCUCGCAACCUGUCGGGCAUGAUGGGCUUGUCUCUGCGGUACAACAGCCUUUCAGAGCUGCAUGAUGGACAGUUCACAGGGUUAAUGCAGCUCACGUGGCUCUAUCUGGAUCACAAUCACAUUUGCUCAGUGGAGGGGAAUGCCUUUCAAAAAUUGCGGCGAGUUAAAGAGCUCACCCUGAGUUCCAACAAAAUAACCCAACUGCCCAACACCACUUUCCGACCCAUGCCAAACUUGCGCAGUGUGGAUUUAUCAUACAACAACCUACAGUCUUUGGAGCCCGACCUGUUUCACGGGCUGAGAAAACUGACAACUUUGCACAUGCGGUCGAACGCCAUCAAGUUCGUGCCGGUGAGAAUUUUUCAGGACUGUCGCAGCCUGAAGUUUCUAGACAUAGGAUACAAUCAGUUAAAGAGCCUGGCUCGAAACUCUUUUGCAGGCUUGUUCAAACUCACUGAGCUGCACCUCGAGCACAAUGACUUGGUGAAGGUGAAUUUAGCCCAUUUUCCCAGGCUCAUCUCCCUGCACUCUCUCUGCUUGAAAAGGAAUAAAGUUACCAUCGUCGUCAACACCUUGGACUGGAUAUGGCAACUGGAAAAAAUGGAUCUCUCCGGCAACGAAAUCGAGUACAUCGAACCUCAUGUUUUCGAAAGCGUACCUCACCUCAAGUCCCUGCAGCUGGACUCCAACCGGCUGACCUACAUCGACUCCCGAGUCCUCGACUCCUGGAAGUCCCUCACUAGCAUCAGCCUUUCUGCCAACGCCUGGGACUGCAGCCGCAACGUUUGCGCCCUGGCCUCCUGGCUGAGCAACUUCAAGGGUCGCUCCGACAGCAACCUGCUCUGUGCCACCCCGGAGUACGCCCAGGGCGAGGACGUGUUGGACGCGGUGUACGCUUUUCACUUGUGUGAAGAUGACCCAGACCCAACCAGUGCCAACACCUUCGCCCCGGUAACCAACGACAGCGACCAAACGUCCAGCUACGGCUCAGCCACCGCCACCUACGACGUGCAGGACAGCCAAGGGGACCCAACAAUCUACGCCAUCACCGUCACCAUGCCUGGCGAGAACUCGGAGAAUGCCGUGCAGAUUCACAAGGUGGUGACGGGGACCAUGGCACUGAUUUUUUCCUUCCUCAUCGUGGUUUUAGUGUUGUACGUCUCCUGGAAGUGCUUUCCAGCCGGCUUAAGGCAACUAAGACAGUGCUUUGUAACACAGCGCAGAAAGCAGAAGCAAAAACAGACCAUGCAUCAAAUGGCUGCCAUGUCAGCCCAGGAGUAUUACGUUGAUUACAAACCCAACCACAUUGAGGGAGCCCUGGUGAUCAUUAAUGAGUAUGGAUCUUGCUCCUGUCACCAGCAGCCAGCGAGGGAAUGCGAGGUGUGAUUUUCCUUCUGGGAUUUAAACAGUGUGCAACCAAAUAACAGCGUGCAGGCAGACAGUGGCACGGGGUGGGGGGGGGUGGGAGUUUGCUGUGCUUUGCUGGUGAUUUCUGACGUGCUCCUCUGCCAAAAUUGUUACAGAGGGGCUGUCAAAAAGACUUGAUAUUUUAGCUUUAUCGUGUCUUAAAAAAAAAAAAUAAAUCUUCAGGACAGUCAAUCUUGAGAUUUCAUAUGCUAAUACUCCCUUUGAAGAUCUGUCAAUAUUCAGGAAUCUGAGAGUGUAAAAAGGUACCAAUUAUUGAUCUUUUGUAAACUAAGAAAACUGUUUAAAAUAAAAAAAAAUAGCAUUUAUAGUU
Molecule: messenger RNA, 2574 nt
Organism: Apus apus (common swift)
Lineage: Eukaryota; Metazoa; Chordata; Aves; Apodiformes; Apodidae
Gene: LRRTM1
Product: leucine rich repeat transmembrane neuronal 1
Exons: 2
Coding region: 576-2222 (548 amino acids)
Molecular function (GO): protein binding
Source: RefSeq, a predicted model, not a curated record